AUGCGGCAAAUCAUUACCCCAGAAGAGGUAAAUAGCAAGGUUUUGGUAACAAGAAAAAUUAUGGAAGGAAAAGGAAUUAUGUUCAAAGGAAUUAUGCAGAUGGAAAAUCUAUAUAUAUGUUCAUCAAGCACUUUGUCGGAUGUGAAGAACAGCAUCUUGCAGAAGCUUGGGGUAUUUGGGAGCAAGUUGGUGAAGAAGAUUUUCUACAAGAUUCCCAUCGCUGUAGUCUCGAGCGGUGUUCAGUAUGAUACAUUCGUGUUAGCGGCUGACGAAGAUAUUAGUGUUCUGUUUCAUUGUGUAAGGAAUUUUCUGGAGGUCAGAAUACACGAGCUGUAUGCGAAGUUGGAGGUUGCUGUCGAUAGUUCUGGGGCAUCGGCUCCUGUUCAUAGCUCGACUGCCGCAAGCGGUGCGUCUUGUUCGGUGCCUGCGAUCCGGCCAUCUAUUUCGCAGGUUGCAUCACCUUCCUUCGCGGCUGAUUUGGUACAAACGGAGGCAGUUCGUUCUGUACCUUUCCCUAAUCAAGGGGUCCAGCAGCAGGCAUUUGAGGGGGAGUCAGGUCGUGCCAUAGUUGAUGAAGUUCAAGGCUUUGGGGAACCUGAUCGAGUAGAGAAUGCAAUGCGGGACGAUGACUCUGACCAGAAGCCUGUAAAUAUCUUUGGGGACAGCGAUGAUGACACAGGUGCUAAUCCACAUGCACAACAAGCACCUUCAAGUUCUGGCACACAGCAGUACCCUCCACACUUCUCAACUCUAAACUUAGAGGCUCUAGGUGAACACCCGGUGGGAGUUGCUACAAUUGGGGGUUCAUCUACAGAAUUUCAGAUUGGGCAAUCCUUCCAGAGUAAAGAUGAAGCUGUUCUAAGUGUGAAGGAGUAUAGCAUCCAUCGAGGUGUUGAGUAUCGAGUGUUGGAAUCGGACCAUCUGAAGUAUCAUGGAAAGUGCAAGGAUUUCGGCAAAAGUUGUAGUUGGCUGAUUCGGAUUUCGCUCCGAGCACGAAAGGGCACUUGGGAGGUUAGGAGGUACAACGGUCCCCACACUUGCUUAGCCACAUCUAUUUCCAGUGAUCACCGUCAGCUUGAUUACCACAUUAUCUAUGCGAGGAUAUUUCCGUUGGUUAGUGCAGAUGCUGCAGUACCGAUCAAGGUGUUGCAACAAGCAACUGAAGCUUAUUACGGCUUCAAGCCCAGUUACCGGAAGGUUUGGAAGGCAAAACAGAAGGUAGUUGCACAAAUAUAUGGAGAAUGGGAAGAGUCUUAUGCCGAGUUGCCAAGUUGGAUGAUAGGGGUGCAGUUGACGAUGCCCGGUGUAAGACCCAGUUAA
Messenger RNA from Arachis duranensis, 1320 nucleotides. RefSeq lists its product as uncharacterized. The transcript has 2 exons. NCBI's taxonomy places the organism in Eukaryota, Viridiplantae, Streptophyta, Magnoliopsida, Fabales, Fabaceae. The coding region runs from base 1 to 1320 and encodes 439 amino acids. The record is from RefSeq and is a predicted model, not a curated record.